AUGACGUCACCCUGCUGCCGUCCCCGCGCAGGACGGGCGCCAGGAGCCGCCGCCGCUGUCGGUGCCCGCCCGGAGCCGCCUCCGGUGGGGCGGGUCGCGGCGCGGCGCAGCGCAGGGCGGGUCCCGGCGCAGAGCUGCUGCCGGGUGCGCUGGGCCCGGGCAGCUGCCGUGCCAGCAGCUUUUGGCGGUGCGAUGCGGAUGGCGGUCGGUGCAGCAGCGGGCGAGGGGGCAGCGCAGAGCCCCGGCCCCGCCGCCGUGUCGCUGGGCUUGAGCGUGGCCGUGGUCUCCAGCUUGGUGAACGGCUCCACCUUCGUCCUGCAGAAGAAGGGAAUCGUGCGGGCCCGCGGGCGAGGUACUUCAUACUUAACAGAUAUAGUAUGGUGGUCUGGCACUAUUGCAAUGGCUUUGGGUCAAAUAGGGAAUUUCUUGGCCUACACUGCAGUUCCAACUGUGCUAGUGACACCCUUGGGAGCUCUUGGCGUUCCAUUUGGGUCCAUUUUAGCUUCUUACUUACUGAAAGAAAAACUGAACAUUCUUGGCAAGCUGGGAUGUUUGCUGAGCUGCGCUGGGUCUGUUGUUCUCAUCAUCCAUUCCCCAAAGUCCGAGAGCGUAACAACUCAGGCUGAGCUUGAAGAGAAGCUUACAAAUCCAGUUUUCGUGGGUUAUCUCUGCAUAGUGCUGCUAAUGCUUCUCCUGCUUAUCUUCUGGAUAGCUCCAGCUCAUGGACCUACAAAUAUCAUGGUUUACAUCAGUAUUUGCUCUCUGUUGGGCAGCUUCACUGUUCCCAGCACAAAAGGCAUUGGGUUGGCUGCUCAGGAUAUCUUUCACAAUAACCCAUCGAGUCAAAGGGCUCUGUACCUCUGUCUAGUACUUCUGGCAGUAUUAGGAUGUAGCAUUAUAAUUCAGUUCAGAUACAUCAAUAAGGCACUGGAAUGUUUCGACUCCUCUGUGUUUGGUGCCAUCUACUACGUUGUGUUUACCACUCUAGUCCUGCUGGCUUCAGCCAUCCUUUUCAGGGAAUGGAGUAAUGUAGGAGUGGUAGAUUUCUUAGGAAUGGCUUGUGGUUUCACCACAGUAUCUAUUGGAAUUGUUCUUAUACAAGUCUUCAAGGAAUUCAACUUCAAUAUUGGGGAUUUAAAUAAACCUAACAUGAAGACAGAUUAAAAUAUUUUUUUGAGGGGAAACUGGAUGGCUCAGGGAAGGAUGCAGAGCCUUUCAUUUCUAGGUCACUGAUUCAAAUGUCAUUCAGGUUGGUUGUUACUCUCUGACGAUUUGGUGGCCUAUGUGAAAUGAAUUGGAGGCCUCCAUCCAGUUUCAAAGGAACAGUUGUCCGUGUACCCCAGUCAACACAAUAAUUGACCUUAAUUAGAAACACUGAUUGAGUUAGCAUAGAGACUGAUGUAUUUCCUUACUUUAAAAGGUAAUCUGUCAGAAAAGAUCUGAGGAUAUUCUACUUUUUAUUGAAAGCUUGUAUUGUGGCUUCUGAGGCACUGUUUUUAUUGGCAGAGAACAUCAGUUUCUAAUGCACUCAAUGUGACACCUUCCAUGAGUGAUGUAUACCUUAAAAUGUAGGGGGGGGGGGGAGGAAGAAAAGUGAGUGAAGCAAUACAUUAAUCUCAAUAUAACAAUUUGUUCACUAUCAAGGCUGUGAGUUCUGAGACAAACGUUAGUUGAACCAGGUUGGUCCUUUUAGUGACCAUCUCAGCAACUUUGUCUGCCAUGCAGUGAAGACACAGGAGAGUUUUAAAUUGAAUUCUUUAUACAGAGUGGUGAGAUCCCUAAAAAUCUUUCACUAAUUACUUAUCAGCUGAUGGUAGUAUCCAGGUAUGCGUUUUUCUUUGUAACUUAUGUGCAUUACUUCACUCAUCUAAGAGGUUUUUAAUUUGGAGCAGGCAGAAAGACUGAAGGAUGUGGAAAUGAUGCACAGACUCAUUGCCUAUACGAUGGCUUAUUUGUAAGCAGCUCAGAAUUAUCUCAGUGCCUUUGUAAUCCAAAAAUACUGCAUAAAUGUGAAUGUAUUCAUUUCAGAUGGCCUGUACCUGUUUAGUAAUUUAAUUUCACUGUCUGUAAUAUUGGGACUGUAUUCAAAUUCUAAACAUGUAAAGCAUCCAGAGGGAGCCACACAUUUUUGGCAGAAUUUACAAACCCAAACUAAAACCCUUAGAUGCCUUGACAGCUUCUGUAAAACCCAUCGUCGUAAUGGGAAGAGGUAAUCUAUGGGAGGACUGUUUAAAGCAGUGCAGCAUACCUUUAUUUCACUAAAUACAGGAAAAUACUCUGUGAAGUAUCUAAUAAGCAGGGACCACAGAAAAUAAAUUGAAGAGAAGAGCAUGAGAUUUCUCAUUGCUCACAAAAAGGUGGUCUAAUGCUCUUGUAACACGGGAAAAGGAGGUUAAGGACUGAAAGAGCAUAGGCACUCAGAGAUGAAUUUCAGAUGAUCAAGAGGGAUAUGCAUUCAGAUCCAGCAUUUACAGACUUCUCUGAGCAGUUCAGCUACAAUAUUUUGACAAGUAGUACAGAUAGCUUAAGCUAUGAGUGGAAUGGUUCUGAACUGUUGGGCUUAAACCAUUUACAGAAUAUUGAUCUGUCAGAGAAAGAAACAGUUAAAUAUACCUAAAAUGUGAAAAUUAGUAGUUAAAAGAUUACAAAUCAAAAGCAUCUAAGGAAAGCUUGAAAAGUAGUGAAUGUUGGUUUCCAUUUAAGUACAAAAAUGGAAGGGUACAGUGGAACUCAACGUCUGUAGCUCCAAACAUCUCUUUAAACAAACAGAGUGCGCUAACAUGAUUACGAAACAGUAUUUGAAAAAAUUCACACCACUUUAUCAAGUAAUCAUGCAUGUAGCUUUGUGGCUGACUGACAGGAAUGUGGACAUGGAUUAAUGGGGGAGUAAUACAUGCACAUUCAUGAUGUUUUUUUUUGUUGAUCAGAAUUAAUGUUACCUUAAAAUUCAGCCUUCAUUUUCAUUUCAGAAGAAUGGCAGCAAUAAUUGCAAACAGUGAAUCCUAAGGAUUUAGUAUACUGAAGGGUCUGUCUUGAGGGAAUAUGAGCCCAAAUAUGUAACUUGGAAGCUUGUUUUAUAAUUCCAAGCAGGCAGGGGAUGACUCUGAGUUGGCAGAAAUGUGUGUUGUUAUAGGCCAGCAUGGAAACUGGGUGAAAUACAAUAGUACUGGAAGAGAAAAGGCUGUUUUCAUGGUUUCCAGAAUACUGUGCAUGGUUUCUAGAAAGUUUGAGAAUUGUAGGUGAGUGGAGUAGGACUAUGAAAGUUGGUUAAAAUUAGCCUCUGUCCAUUCCUGAUAGGAAACUAGUAUCUUGUUUCUCAUCAAACGUUUAUGUUAUAUUAACUCCUUUUUUUUUUCCUGAUUGAAAUUGGAAUCGCACAUCGGUUAUGAGACCUGUAGUGACCUGCUUUUGAGUAUUUUCUGAAGCAGUGAAGCUGUCUUUUCAAAACUCAAGAUUCAAAGUUGAUGAAUUGCAUGUUAAUUUCAUACUAGCCUUUAAUCUCUGAGGACUGAAGUGAAAAUCUUUAGGUCGGAAUGGAAAUUAUUGUAGUCUCAUCUUAGUCCUCCUUUGGCAAUAUUUGUUUAUUUCUUUUAAAAACUCAUUCCCAUUUAUUUAGAAAGUGCCUAUCCUUGUACAUUAGGUGCAUAUGCAAAUUAUUAGUAAACGAUAGAGCCAAAACUACUUGACUGCCCUGUUGAAACCUUGUCAUUUUCUGCACCAUACACGCAAGCUUACUUGAUAAGCACUCACUAUGCAGAGCAAAGUAGCAGCUGUAUUCUCUGAUCUACUGACCACUCUUACAGCUGAUAAUUGUCUGCAUACAUUUCUCCUUUUCUCCCCAGCUGCUCCUCAUCUGUGAUGAGCUUUCUAGAAAUGUCUAGUUAACCUUAUUUUUUUAAAAAAGAGAUGUCAAAAGCCAGCACAUAAGGUGAAAGUAAUUCUUGUGGCCUUGCACUCAUUUAUAUCUGCAGCCUUUUACAUCAUGAAUGUUAAAUAAUGGAAACUGUUAUUUUUGCUACUUUGUUCAGUAUGUAGCAGUGUUCCUUUGAGUUCUGCUGUACCUCGAUCUGGUUCAUUUCUAACUUUAGAAAUGUAUUAGCAUUUUCUGUUGUCACUGUUGGUGUGAUUCUUCCCCCCUCCAUCCCACACCCUCCUCGUUCUAGGUGUCCUACCUUUUUUAGUCCUGUUGCUUUUCUGAUUUCAGAGGAGGCACUGUUGAAUUUUAGCUGUUCCCUCAUUGCUGUUUAUUUUGUUCCACCCUUUUGACAAGUAAGCACUUUGAAUAAAACAGAUAUCUGAGUUCCAUCAUCUCAGGGAGCAAAUGUGCAUAGUUGUCUCCUGAGCUUUGUGGUUCCUACCAGAUCUGCUGUUUUCACGUUCUCUUUGCGUUAUGUCUGUUGAUAGCUAUGAGACAGAUGACUUCAGUUCUGACUUCUGAGUUGAAGUAGGAGAGGUUACACAUACAAAAAGUGGACUUGUUACAGCAGUGAAAUGCAGAUGAAUUAAAUUUAAAUCCAUAUGAAAGGCAUUUCACUCUGCCUGGCGUCUGUUAUACUUGUCAAACACAUAUACUUCGUACUCACUUGAAGGUAGCUCUUUGGUCAUUAUCCCUUCAGUGUAUGGAGGAUUUACAUGUGUCAGUCAUGGUCUUUAUUAGGUGUCAAACACAAAAAUCCCUCAAAUGUUCAGUUGGAGAAUAGAAACUUUUUUGAUACGACCAAAAAAAUCUUUGUUACACCUUAAAUACUUAACGUAAAAAUUAAGAAUAUCUAAACAAGUAUCUGCUGUAUUGACUUUCCAGGACUCUGUAUGUGUAAAUAGAACCUAUUUAUUAGUGAGCUGCAACUAACACUAAUAGUCUGUCACAUCACAGUUUGACAAGUGAAGCUUCCUAUUAAUAAUCUUGGUUUAUAUUGAAUAUAUGUAUUUUUCUGAAGUAACUAGCACUGAAAAAUGAAAACACUGAAUUAAUUUGUUGAAAUAGUAGAAACUGAGGUUUAGCUUUUUAAUUUAAAAAUAGUGGGUUUGUAUUUGAAGAAAGGCUUGGGGUUAGUAAAUCUGAGGUGAUUUAAGUGGGCAUUUGUAUGCAUGUUGUACCCUUCUCACCUUGUUUCAUAAAACAUCAGGAGUUCUACAGAUCUUCCUCGGUUGUCUUGAGAUUGUGUAACUGCUGAACUUUUACUGUUCAAUGUUAUCAAAUCUUUAUCUCUUACCUGUUAUCUUUGCAGAGGUUAGUCUUUGUAGUAUCUCUUUGGUGCUACUGAAUAUGGGCUUAAGUGAUGCACAGUUUAAGUGUGUACUGUGUUAGGCACCAAUGAUGUCAACAGUUAUUAUUCCUACUGCCCAAGUGUUUCAGACAGCAGUGUUGAAAUGUUAUGGAUUAAGAAAUCUCUCAAAAGCUGCAAUAAGUUUAGGGAUUUUGUUGUUUUGGGUUUUUUUGUCAGAUUGAGUUCCCCUUCCCCUGCAAGACAGUUGCUCUACAGAGUGGAUAAUGCUACAGAAGUGAAAUCCUUCUUCAGCUGUGGAGCUUUCUCUUUUAAAAAUUUAAUUUAAUUUUAACCUUAUUCUUUCCCUGGAAUGUAAAAAAUGCUUCUAAUGGGAUAUAGGGAAAAGGAGGAUGGCAACAAACAUACUGUGUCAGGUUUGGUUGCUUCAAUGCUAUUGCAAUAUAGUUACUACAGGUUACAUAAAAAUGGUUUAUUUUAUUAGCUUCCAAAUAAUGUAUAUAUAGAUUUGUUAAUGGCUUACUAGUCAAGCUUACUCUUUUUGCUUUUUAAACAAUAGUUAUAGGCAUGUUGUAUUUGCCUUGUGUAAAUUAUAAAAGGCUAUUUAUUAAGUUUUCUGAUAACUAAUCUAUUUAUUAACCUGUAUUGUUUUAAAAUAAAUGAUUUAUUUCUAGCUCAA
Messenger RNA from Pogoniulus pusillus (Red-fronted tinkerbird), 5904 nucleotides. RefSeq names its product NIPA magnesium transporter 1 (gene NIPA1). Lineage: Eukaryota; Metazoa; Chordata; Aves; Piciformes; Lybiidae. The record is from RefSeq and is a predicted model, not a curated record. Gene Ontology annotation, cellular component: membrane. Gene Ontology annotation, molecular function: magnesium ion transmembrane transporter activity. Gene Ontology annotation, biological process: magnesium ion transport.